GGGGAGGGGGCGGGGACUGGAGAUUCUGAGGUGGGGACUUGGAGUUUCUGGAUUCUUUCUCCGGUGUCCGGAGGGCCGCCCGCCGGAGGGCUGUGGCGUCGGUGGUGAGAGGAGCGGCGGGGCGGGCGGCUAAGCCGCCGGGCGCGGAGGUCGGGGAAUCCGCGGGGAAAACACUUUCCUUGGAGGACGGAAUGCAGCCCGCGUUCCUGCUCCUGAGUCAGCCCUGGUGUUCGGCUACUCCUCGGUUCCUCCGGUGGAUUCGCGAUUCUUGCUUCCUUGUGACCGGGUGGAGAAAUCCCAAUAGCCUUGAAGCUUUCUCAGAACUUGUACCGAGAUUGCAAGCUGAACUUUGAAGCCUGUUAAGUUGCUAAUAAACAUGUCUUAAUAUCAGAUAAUGACUCUACAGUCCUGGUUCCUGGAGCUACUUGAGUCAGAGUAAGAAAGCCUGAGUUUGGGGAGGAAAAAAACCCAAAACAAAAAGACCAGCAACAGAAGAGAAGCAAGGACAGCAGACAAGGUUUUUCCAGUUCGCGUAAUAUUUCCCUCAUGGAUACUUUUUCAUAGCAUUAUUAUGUGAUGAGAAGUUGUUUUUUUCCCUUUCUUUGAAGUAACAUGGAUUUUAUACUACAGAAUCAAGAGAAUUGGCUUUAUAGGAAAAUUUGAUGUAUAAAAAGUGGUACAUGUUUUUAUAGCUAACCAUGACAACAUCCCAUAUGAAUGGGCAUGUAACAGAGGAAUCAGACAGCGGGAUAAAAAAUUUUGAUCUUGCAUCACCAGAGGAACAUCAGAAGCACCGAGAGAUGGCUGUUGACUGCCCUGGAGACCUGGGCACCAGGAUGAUGCCCAUGCGAAGAAGUGCGCAGUUGGAGCGUAUUCGACAACAGCAGGAGGAUAUGAGACGGAGGCGAGAGGAAGAAGGGAAAAAGCAAGAACUUGAUCUAAAUUCCUCCAUGAGACUUAAGAAACUAGCUCAGAUUCCUCCAAAGACUGGAAUAGAUAACCCUAUAUUUGACACAGAAGAAGGAAUUGUUUUAGAAAGUCCUCACUAUGCUGUGAAAAUAUUAGAAGUUGAAGACUUGUUUUCUUCACUUAAACAUAUCCAACAUACUUUGGUUGAUUCUCAGAGCCAGGAGGAUAUUUCACUGCUUUUACAACUUGUGCAAAAUAAAGAUUUCCAGAAUGCAUUCAAGAUACACAAUGCUGUCACAGUACAUAUGAACAAGGCCAGUCCUCCAUUUCCACUUAUCGCCAACGCACAGGAGCUUGUACAAGAGGUGCAAACUGUGUUAAAGCCAGUCCACCAGAAGGAAGGACAAGAAUUAACUGCUUUGUUGAAUGCGCCACAUAUUCAGGCACUUUUACUGGCCCAUGAUAAGGUUGCUGAGCAGGAAAUGCAGCUAGAGCCCACUACAGAUGAGAGAGUUUAUGAAAGUAUUGGCCAGUAUGGAGGAGAAACUGUAAAAAUAGUUCGUAUAGAAAAGGCUCGUGAUAUUCCAUUGGGUGCUACAGUUCGUAAUGAAAUGGACUCUGUCAUCAUUAGCCGGAUAGUGAAAGGAGGUGCUGCAGAGAAAAGUGGUCUCUUACAUGAAGGAGAUGAAGUUCUGGAAAUUAAUGGCAUUGAAAUUCGAGGAAAAGAUGUCAAUGAAGUUUUUGACUUGUUGUCUGAUAUGCAUGGCACUUUGACAUUUGUUCUGAUUCCUAGUCACCAGAUCAAGCCUCCUCCUGCCAAGGAAACAGUAAUCCAUGUAAAAGCUCAUUUUGACUAUGACCCCUCAGAUGACCCUUAUGUUCCAUGUCGAGAGUUAGGUCUGUCUUUUCAAAAAGGAGAUAUACUUCAUGUGAUCAGCCAAGAAGAUCCAAACUGGUGGCAGGCCUAUAGGGAGGGGGACGAAGACAAUCAGCCUUUAGCUGGGCUUGUUCCAGGGAAAAGCUUUCAGCAGCAAAGAGAAGCCAUGAAGCAAACUAUAGAAGAAGAUAAGGAACCAGAAAAAUCAGGAAAACUGUGGUGUGCAAAGAAGAAUAAAAAGAAGAGGAAAAAGGUUUUAUAUAAUGCCAAUAAAAAUGAUGACUAUGACAAUGAGGAAAUCUUAACUUAUGAGGAAAUGUCACUUUAUCAUCAGCCAGCAAAUAGGAAAAGACCCAUUAUCUUGAUUGGUCCACAGAACUGUGGCCAGAAUGAAUUGCGUCAGAGGCUCAUGAACAAAGAGAAAGACCGCUUUGCAUCUGCAGUUCCUCAUACAACUCGGAAUAGGCGAGACCAUGAAGUAGCUGGUAGAGAUUACCACUUUGUCUCACGGCAGGCAUUUGAGGCAGAUAUAGCAGCUGGAAAGUUCAUUGAGCAUGGUGAAUUUGAGAAAAAUUUGUAUGGAACCAGUAUAGAUUCUGUACGGCAAGUGAUCAACUCUGGAAAAAUAUGUCUUUUAAGUCUUCGUACACAGUCUUUGAAGACCCUCCGGAAUUCAGAUUUGAAACCAUAUAUUAUCUUCAUUGCACCCCCUUCACAAGAAAGACUUCGUGCGUUGUUAGCCAAAGAGGGCAAGAAUCCAAAGCCUGAAGAGCUGAGAGAGAUCAUUGAGAAGACUAGAGAGAUGGAGCAGAACAAUGGCCACUACUUUGACACAGCAAUUGUGAAUUCUGAUCUUGAUAAAGCCUAUCAGGAAUUGCUUAGGCUAAUUAACAAACUGGAUACAGAACCUCAGUGGGUGCCAUCCACUUGGCUAAGGUGAAGGAUACAAUCAUUGUGUCAUGAUUAGACUUUGUUUAGCAAACUGCCAAGAUACCCCGCCCACCCGACAGUGCAAGAUUGAGCAUAUGGUGGAAGGCAGCAGAACAAACUGCAGACCUGUUCUUAGAUCUCUUAAACUAGUGAGAAGAAAGUUCCCUGAGGCAAUUCAUACACACUUCUUACUCCCUAAAUACAGGUUUAGAGGCCCUUGGCUCAUUUGGAGAGUCAAAAUGGAAGCUUUCUUGAGAGAAUUUCCAUUUUAUCCUGUUAAAACUUGUUUUCAUGUAACUAAAUCCUUCUUGGUCAGAUGUCUGAAAAACUUGUAGGUACAUACGUAUUUCAUGUCUCACAAUUAUACUGUCAUUAUUUAACACUUAAUUUAAGUAACUUCAUGUGGUUAUUUGGGGGGGACUGCUUUAUGCACUAGGCAAACAAUAUUUUCUUAGAAGAGUGGUUUAGUCAUCAGAAGUAUUUCCCUUACAAAAGAAAAAGGAGUAAAAAAGGUGUGCUACACCUUUAGUUUGAAGCUACUUUUUAAGUUUGAAUUUAUUUGUUCGUCUUUUAAUUUUGAAAAACAUUCAAGUAGAAGUACCAGCUAGCUCAGACUUAUGCUGACCUUUUAAAGGAUAUCAUUUUCUGAAUUGUUUAUUAAAUUGUUUAGUGAUUUGAUAGCCUUGAUUUCUUUCUCUGAUCUGCACAGUGAUACAGGAGUUCAUAAACUGUAAGUUUGUUCCUAAUGAUGUAAAGUUUUUAUAUACAAGGAGGGACAUAGCACAUUUGACAGUUUUUGCAUUUUUUUAUACAUUAGCAUAGAAUUAAUCUAUGACUGUGCUGUGUAGGUAACUGGAAUUCUACUGCACUGUAUACUAAUAUUUAAUAAAUUAACAUAGUUGUGUUCAGCAUUGAAAAUAAAAUUCGAUAUAUCCAUACACUAAGGAAAUACUAAGACGAUUGACUUUUGACAUCAGAAGGAAGACCAAAAAGUCAUUUGGAGAUUUUUUUAGGAAAAGGAUAUUGGAGGAAAUUUUUAUUAAGCAUAUACAAACAAGUUUUGUCCUAACAAGGUCUGCCUCAUGACUGGAAUACAACAGCUUGCUAAAUCAUUAAUGUUUAAAUUAAUGGGAUUUUUGUAUUGUCUCUAUAGUUAUAGUUUUAACUGUCUGUAAACUGGUGUGGAAAGUUAGUCUUUUCAAGUCUUUAAAGUGUAAUGUGUGACAACCAACCUCAAAUGUGAAUGUUUUGAUUUAGCUAUAGCAUUUCAUGUUCCCAAAGCUAAACACUGGAAAAAUACUGACUUGUCACUUACCACAAGCAGGUGUUAAUGAGUAGUUUUUCCUCAGCAUCUGUGUUUAAUUUCUAGAUAAUUCUAUUAGAACAAAUGUGGGCAGUUUGUGUUGUCUUUUUAAUUUUGCAUGGCUUUCAUUGGCUGGCAAGUGUGUCUUACGUAGAAAUGAAAUUUUCAGGAUAAUUUUCCUUAGGAAGAAAGGAGCAUUCCUGGGUUGCUACAACCUUGUCUCAAGUCUGAAACACUCCACUUGGUAGAGCAGGAAAAUGAAAGAGCAUAUCCCUUUUCAGCACUGAAAAUCCCUAUCCUUAGCAACUUAAAUCUUUUUAGUUUUCCAGUUUACUUCUCAGGAAUGAAAAGUAGUCAACAGAGCUUUGUGAUCUGAAAAUAAUGAAAGACCUAUAAUAUAGUGCACAGCUGUAAUCCCAGCCUUUGGAGAGCCAGAGCAGGAUCUAGAGUUCAAGGCUGGCCUGGGCCACAUGAAACAUUUUUGUGUUUUUUGAAAUAGGGUCUCCCAAGAAACUUGCUAUACAAACCAGGCUGACCUCUAACAGAGAUCUGCCUACCUCUGCCUCUGGAGUGCUGAGAUUAAAGGCAUGUGCCAUCAUGCCCAGCUGAGACCCUAUCUUAGAGAGAGGUUUUACAGGUAAAGCCCCUACUAAGGUUUGUGCCAUGUCACCGUGCAUACUUUUAGGAACUGAGAUUUCAAGAUCAGUGACAUCCUGUAGCUUUCUUUACUCAGCCAUGGUAGAGGGACAGAAUAUAUCCUAAACUUUUCUAAAUCUUAGUGAUAUCUCGUAAACUCUGUAAGAGUCCCUAAACAACGUGAAAAAUGAGCUGUAGUCACUUCCUUGGGAAGGAAAGCCUGGCUAUACAUCUAGCUGUGCACCCACUAGGGCCAGUUCAAUCUCCUGUCUCUGAGGUUCUGAUUAGAUACUGCAGUGUCUUAAUCUCACUUACAGAAAUAAUACAGUGGUUGACUGGGGAUGUAGCUCAGUUGGUCGAGUAACUGUCUAGCAUAUAAAGCCCUGGGUUUAGAUCCACAACACUGCAUAAACCCAGUGUAGGGCACAUGUCCAGUAGAGGCAGGAGGAUGAGGAACUCAAGGUUGUCCUUGGCUACAUGACAACUUUGAUGCCAGCCUGAGUGACAUAAGAUCCUAUAUCAAAAAACAAAAAGAAGAAAUUACAAUAGCUAGUUAAAUGUCCUUGGGAAAUCCAAGCGAAAUUUCAUCAUACAUGAGAACAAAUAAAACACUAAUAUUUAGGCUAAUCCAGAUUUGCUUUCUAUCAAAAUCUAGUGUCUGGAUUGUUUUCCUUUUCUCAUGGCCUAAGGAAUAAGUAUUGAUAAGGAAUGAUUUGAAUGUAAUUUUUGUGAAUGUGUGGAAAAUAUAAACCAGGGAUUUUAGCCUUACUAAAGAUAAUUGUUCUGGCAUCUGUUGUUAAUCUUCCUUUGUACUCUUGUCUUGUAUCUGCUCUGCAUUCUGUUAUUUUGAGAUGCACACUGUAUUUUUUUUAAAAAAGUAAAAUUUCAAAUUUAA
Messenger RNA from Nannospalax galili (Upper Galilee mountains blind mole rat), 5550 nucleotides. RefSeq names its product membrane palmitoylated protein 5 (gene Pals1). The record is from RefSeq and is a predicted model, not a curated record. Gene Ontology annotation, biological process: generation of neurons; morphogenesis of an epithelial sheet; protein localization to plasma membrane. Gene Ontology annotation, cellular component: plasma membrane; adherens junction. Gene Ontology annotation, molecular function: protein binding. The transcript is spliced from 18 exons. The coding region runs from base 699 to 2726 and encodes 675 amino acids. NCBI's taxonomy places the organism in Eukaryota, Metazoa, Chordata, Mammalia, Rodentia, Spalacidae.